CCCAGCACCAUGAGUGGCCGAGUCGGAGACCUGAGCCCCAAGCAGGCAGAGACCCUGGCCAAGUUCCGAGAAAAUGUCCAGGAUGUGUUGCCUGCCCUGCCCAACCCAGAUGACUAUUUCCUUCUGCGCUGGCUCUGAGCUCAGAAUUUCGACCUGCAGAAAUCAGAGGCCAUGUUCCACAAGUACAUGGAGUUCCGGAAGACCAUGGACAUUGACCACACUGACUGGCAGCCCCCCGAGGUGAUCCAGAAGUACACGCCUGGGGCCCUGUGUGGCUGUGACCAUGACGGCUGCCCUGUGUGGUAUGACAUCAUCGGGCCGCUUGACCCCAAGGGCCUGCUUUUCUCUGUCACCAAGCAGGACCUGCUCCAGACCAAGAUGAGGGACUGUGAGCGCAUCCUGCACAAGUGUGACCUGCAGACAGAGCGGCUGGGGAGGAAGAUUGAGACCAUCGUGAUGAUAUUUGACUGUGAAGGCCUGGGGCUGAAGCACUUCUGGAAACCCCUGGUGGAAGUGUACCAGGAGUUCUUUGGCCUCCUUGAAGAGAAUUACCCAGAGACCCUGAAGUUCAUGCUCAUUGUGAAAGCCACCAAACUGUUCCCUGUGGGAUACAACCUCAUGAAGCCCUUCUUGAGUGAGGACACUCACAGGAAAAUUAUCGUGUUGGGAAAUAACUGGAAGGAAGGUUUGCUAAAACUCAUCAGUCCUGAAGAACUGCCUGCCCAGUUUGGGGGGACCCUGACCGACCCAGAUGGGAACCCCAAAUAUUUAACUGAAGAUGAGCAGGAUACUUCCAGGAGAUGGGGAAAUAUCUCAGGCAGGAGAAACAGCAUGAACAAUGCAAGAGGUGGGGAGCAAGCCCAUCUUGCUCUGUGUCUGCAAAUCAGCUAUGGUGGGGAGAUCCCCAAGUCCAUGUAUGUGCAGGACCAGGUGAAGACUCAGUACGAGCACUUGGUGCAGAUCAGCUGCAGCUCCUCGCACCAGGUGGAGUAUGAGAUUCUGUUCCCAGGCUGUGUUCUCAGGUGGCAGUUCUCAUCUGACAGUGAAGACAUUGGCUUCGGGGUUUUCCUGAAGACCAUGAUGGGGGAGUGGCAGUGGGCUGGGUUGAUGACGGAGGUGCAGCUCAACCAGCGCUACAGCGCCCACCUGAUGCCUGAGGAUGGGAGACUCACCUGCACGGAAGCUGGCGUCUAUGUCCUGUGCUUUGACAAUACCUAUAGCUUUGUCCACACCAAGAAGGUCAGCUUCACAGUGUAUGUGCUGCUUCUGGAUGAGGGCAUGCAGAAAUAAGACAAGGAGCUCACCCCUGUCUGGGCAGCUCCCUCACUUCCAAGAGACCCCUGACUGCUUUCGGCCUAUAUAUCCUACUCUUCCCCCAGAAAUUGCUCAGUAGUCCUCUUGACUCUGUGACACUAGUAAGUAAAGAAACGGCUGCCUUGGGAAAAAUGCAUAUGCUGUGGUCAGAUCAGGAAAGGUACGCGAGGCACAGCUUUGGAGAAUGCCGAGGUUGCAGAAAAGGAAGAAACAAGGGUAAGAACAAGUGGAUGUCCCUGAAACCCAAAAAGUAGGAAAACGAGUCUCCUAGCCUUUGCCCUCACUUCUGAGGCAUUUGUGUGCAUGAAUUUUUUCUCCAUGAGUUAUCAGCAACCUGG
Messenger RNA from Delphinapterus leucas (beluga whale), 1652 nucleotides. The record is from RefSeq and is a predicted model, not a curated record. NCBI's taxonomy places the organism in Eukaryota, Metazoa, Chordata, Mammalia, Artiodactyla, Monodontidae.